Messenger RNA from Arabis nemorensis, 663 nucleotides. The record is from the annotation of a GenBank genome assembly. NCBI's taxonomy places the organism in Eukaryota, Viridiplantae, Streptophyta, Magnoliopsida, Brassicales, Brassicaceae.
AUGUCGACUCUGUUAAACUCAGUCUUAUCCAUGUCGGCGAAUCCAUCACCGGAACCGCCGAGAAAACCCCUAGGAUUUGUUUCUUACAUCCCCACCGGUUUCCUCCACUUCUCCUCCGUCAAUAAAGGUGUAGCUAGGGUUUUAGCUUCGACCCAUAUAACGUUAUCCCCUAAAGACUCCGCCUUUACCAUCACCGGAUCCAGUUUAGUAAACGAAGGGCGUAAACCCAAUGUAGCUCAUUCUACUCAGCUUUUGUAUGAUCUUUGUAAAGCUAAUAGAUUGAAGAAAGCUAUUCGUGUGAUUGAGUUAAUGGUUUGCUCAGGGAUUAUACCUGAUGCAUCUGCUUAUACUUAUUUGGUUAAUCAGCUUUGUAAGAGAGGUAACGUUGGUUAUGCGAUGCAGCUUGUUGAGAAGAUGGAAGAUCAUGGUUAUCCUUCGAAUACGGUUACUUACAAUGCGUUGGUUCGAGGUCUUUGUAUGUUAGGUAGCUUAAACCAGAGUUUACAGUUUGUUGAGAGGUUGAUGCAGAAAGGUUUAGCUCCGAAUGCUUUCACUUAUUCGUUCUUGCUUGAAGCUGCGUAUAAAGAACGAGGAGCUGAUGAAGCUGUGAAGCUUUUAGAUGAGAUCAUUGCGAAAGGCGGUGAACCGAAUUUAAACAGAUGA